CCGGUUGAGUUCAGCCUCUGCAUAAGGUUUUUUGGAUUUACCAGUAUUCUUGCGUGGUGCUUCUGUUAUCCUACUUCAUCCGUGAUUUUUCUCAGCUGCCUUUGCACUUUGCAAUUCUAUAUCUUCCAGGGAUAUAUUUUGUUUGUCGUAUGUCCAUCCAGAAUCUCAACACAUUCGACCCCUUUGCAGAUGCAAUCAAGGGUUCAGAUGAUGAUGUCCAAGACGGUCUUGUGCAUAUAAGGAUCCAACAACGAAAUGGUCGCAAGACCUUAACAACAGUGCAAGGACUUUCAUCUGAAUAUGACUUGAAGAAAAUAGUGAGAGCAUGUAAAAAGGAGUUUGCCUGCAAUGGGACAGUAAUCGAGCACCCAGAGUACGGGGAGGUGUUGCAGCUGCAGGGGGAUCAGCGAGAAAAUAUAUGUCAGUGGCUAACAAAGUCAGGUCUGGCCAAACCUGACCAACUAAAAGUCCAUGGUUUUUAACCAGCAAACACCCAUGCCACUAUCUAAGAACACUCCACCUUCAUCAACACCUUAUCAUCUUAAAUUAUCUGUAUCAGUCACUAAUACUUGUUGAUACAUCGUGAGAUAUCCUAUUAUAUACACAUAUAUAUUUCAAUAAAAAAUAUAUAACAGUAACGAUAUAGGCACAAUAUUCUAAUCAGACAUUUGUAAGAUUGUAGGAAGCAAUAUUUUGCAGCCUUAUGAUAGAUAAUUCACUAAACUCAUCACGUUUUAAAGUAGUAGUGAUAAUUAAUUAGUAAUUUGAGAAAAUACUUAUACAAGGAAUAGAUACAAAUAGUAACGGAUGGCUCUUCUUUUUUGGAUUAGGUAGUAUGUAUCUCGGCGCUAUA
This is a messenger RNA of Osmia lignaria (orchard mason bee), 853 nucleotides long. RefSeq names its product eukaryotic translation initiation factor eIF1 (gene eIF1). The record is from RefSeq and is a predicted model, not a curated record. NCBI's taxonomy places the organism in Eukaryota, Metazoa, Arthropoda, Insecta, Hymenoptera, Megachilidae. Gene Ontology annotation, biological process: translational initiation. Gene Ontology annotation, molecular function: translation initiation factor activity.